CUUUCUGUACGGGGAUGGCAACGAGGCGGCGGCCGUCGUCGACAACGCCGUCGCUUGGGGAUGUGCGCUCAACAAAGACGCAUGAGAUGUCCACCAAAAAGACGAAGAAGCAGUGCUCUCGUGUGCUCACAUGCCAGAAGGUGAAGCUCCAAGUGUACACCCUCAAGUACGACGACGCGAGUGUCUACGUGGGCGAAAUCCAUAUUGAAUCACGACAGCGCCAUGGCAAGGGUGUGUUUCGCACGUCUCAUGGCGAUGUCCUGGACGGUCAGUGGUCUUACGAUCGCUUCCACGGCUUUGGCACGCGGGAUUUUGCGGUCACCCACGAUCGCCACGAAGGCAUGUAUCACAAGGACAAGCGGCACGGGCGCGGCACAUAUCUUUGGACGAACGGCGACAAGUACAUUGGCGAGUUCUACAACGGGCGGAUGCAUGGUGACGGCAUCUUUCUCUGUGCAUCCAGCGGGGAUGUCUUUGAAGGCACAUGGGUCAAAGGCGUCAUCGCCCACGGCCUAAAGCGCUUUGCAAACGGCGACACAUUGCAAGGCACGGCGGGCGCAUCGACAUGGAACGGCGACGACGGGACGUUGACUGGCGACGGCAUCAAGACCUUUCGCAACGGGAAUGUCUACCGCGGCCGUUUGGAACGCAGUGUCCAAGCUGGCUUUGGCAUUUUGGAGUCCCCACUGCGCCAGCAAACGUAUGUGGGUAUGUGGGUGUGCAAUCAAAUGGACGGAUCGGGGCGCCUCGAGUUUGUAUCGUCGUCACCGUUGUCGUCACCGUCGUCGUCACCGAAUGUGUAUGUGGGUUUGUUUGUAAAAGGCCAGUUUCACGGCCACGGACGCGUCGAGUAUGCCACUGGCGCAGUGUAUGAAGGCGCAUUUGCCCAGAACCGUCGGCACGGCCGCGGCGUGUUUCGGUGGAGUCCGACUCAUGACGGUGGUGAUCUCGACUUUGAAGUGUACGAGGGCAUGUGGGAGGCUGAUCUGCCCCAUGGCGUGGGCUACUUUACAUGUCAACACGCGGUGUUCCAUGGCCAGUGGUGCCGCGGGUACCCCCAUGGCGCUGGCAUGUACACGUGUCGCGCGUCGGGCGACCGGCGGCGGCAUGAGUUCCGCCAUGGCCAGUGCAUCGACGACCCUAACAUCGUCUUUGACCGUGUUUCGGUUGUGUCGUGAUGACAUAUUAAUAACUACAUCAUGACAGACCAACCCUGUGGGAUUGUGAGGAGCCCAAGCUCGUGUGUGUUGAAGGGUACUACUAUUAGCAGGGUAUUAAAUAAUACUCGAUAUACAAGUUGGAAAA
Molecule: messenger RNA, 1305 nt
Organism: Aphanomyces astaci
Lineage: Eukaryota; Oomycota; Saprolegniomycetes; Saprolegniales; Verrucalvaceae
Exons: 4
Coding region: 15-1178 (387 amino acids)
Cellular component (GO): cytosol
Source: RefSeq, a predicted model, not a curated record